Molecule: messenger RNA, 702 nt
Organism: Trichoderma virens Gv29-8
Lineage: Eukaryota; Fungi; Ascomycota; Sordariomycetes; Hypocreales; Hypocreaceae
Exons: 7
Coding region: 1-702 (233 amino acids)
Molecular function (GO): oxidoreductase activity
Source: RefSeq, a predicted model, not a curated record
AUGGCCCAAGAGCAAAGUGCCCUCCAGGCGCAAAAGACACAUGGCAGGCGGACUUGGCAUCAAGCAGCGUCGCGAUCUCGAGCUACUACAAAAACAUUCGAAUUUAUUGCCUCUCAUUCUGUUGGAAGACCUCAUCCAAAUGUCAGAAAACUCAUCAGAAGCCACGUUAUGCUCGGGAAGAACAUAAAAAAGCACCACGCCGAAAAGGUUGAACAUGAGCCGUCACGAGUAGCUAAAGUCGUAGAAUUCAGCGAGAGCGGGAAGACCGCGACAUCGACAGUAUCGACCAAAUUGACUAUUUCUACAAACCAGUCACAAGUUGCUGCCGAUGCUAUUGUAUUCAUCGUACCCCGUGCAGAUCCUCUAAACAGUUCCUCACAGGCUCUUCUCUACAAAUAUUUUACGACUGUCAAGGAAACAAUGUAUCCUGCCAAUUGUAUUGACCUAAGAUGGUCUCUGAAAACUGGCAGCCACUCGACUUUCUACAAUGGCGAAUUAUCCUGGGAGGCGCUCAACAUGGGCCGCGAGUGGGGUCUCAAUUUGAAAAGGUUGACCGAGAUGAUAAACUCCUCCACUGGUCACUGCUGGCCAAUGGAGGAAUACUGUGGCCAGGAUUUUUCCGUUAUUUAUCAGUGGACAAAGGUUACAUCUAUUUACAGAGAAAAGGUUGAAGUACUCAGAACUGUUCAUAAUAAGUUCUAG